This is a messenger RNA of Carassius auratus (goldfish), 1703 nucleotides long. RefSeq names its product SERTA domain containing 2a (gene sertad2a). Lineage: Eukaryota; Metazoa; Chordata; Actinopteri; Cypriniformes; Cyprinidae. Gene Ontology annotation, molecular function: transcription regulator activity. Bases 188 to 1042 code for a protein of 284 amino acids. The transcript has 2 exons. The record is from RefSeq and is a predicted model, not a curated record. Gene Ontology annotation, cellular component: nucleus.
UUACGUCACUGUCGAAGACUCUGCUUGCGGGUUUCUGUUGAAGGCGGAGCACUCUCGUCCGUCCGCUGCAAACGCGUUUUUCACACGGUAACGUUAGAGUCGCGUGAGCCGAGCGGAACGGUGAACGAGAUACGAGUCCGAUGAGCAGCUCGAAAUCCUCGUUUGACCUGCAUGCGAUCUACACUAUAUGUUGGGGAAAGGCCUGAAACGGAAGCUGGAGCAGGAGGAAGAGCACGAGGUGAUGAGCUGCUACUGGCUCCAGCGGCAGACCGUGCUCAACCUCUCGCUGCUGAAGCUGCACAGCCGUCCGGGACACUCAGACCCCGGCCUGGCCCGCAGGGUGCUCAUCACCAACACACUCCGGCACAUCCAGGACGAGCUGAGAGGCGAGGGCGGCCCUGUUCCCGGGUCUCCACUGGCUGUUGUUGACGGGUGUCGGGAACGCCCGGCGGAGUCCCAUAGUGAGGGCAGUUUGACGCCUGUGUCACGUUUGGAGGAGGACAGACAUCUGCUUCUCUGUCUGUCUCCGCCCACUUCCAGACAGCAACCCCCAUCAUCCUCUGUUAUUAAAGACAGCUUCACCUCAGCACUGGCUGAAAUUGAAGAUCUGUGCCCGACUGUGGGAAUAACCACUUUAUUUACUACAGAGACGGGCCGCUCGAUCACGUCAGACCCAAACCCCAGACAAACAGACCCCGGUCUUUCUGAAAUGAACAGCAGUACGGACUCAGUGUCAUCUCUCUCUGACUCUGCCCUUUCAGUGUUUGGCCACACCCCCUCGCUUCUCACGGACUUCUCAUUGGACGAUUUCCUGUUCACGGAAAUAGACAGCUUGCUGUUCGACAACAUCCCCUACGGUUCGUCCCUGAGCGCGAGCUCGGGCGCGUCAAAGGUCGUUUCCAUGGUAACAGACGACCUCGUAAAGACGCUCACUGGUUACAGUAACGGCGGCACGAGCCAAUCAGGGCUUUCCUCUAAUCAGACUUUCAAACUCGAUCUGAGCGAACUGGAUCACAUCAUGGAGGUUUUGGUCGGGUCGUAAUUUGAUGCAUCUUUAAAUUGGUAUUUAAUAUUAAGGUCAAUUUUGGCAAAUGUUUAUGGUUUCAAAAAGGGUUCUGUGGAAAAGUGUUUGUAUAUUUAUUUUGAUACAGUAACAAAGGAUGCAUGAUAUAAUGUAAUAUAUUGCAGCAAUUUUAUAAUGUUAUAGAAUACUAUUUUCUCCUGUGGAAUAACAUAUGAAUAACGUUAUUUUAGUAUUUAAAUUUUUUAAUAAAAAAAAUAAAUAAGAUAAAAUUGCUUUUAGUUUGUUCUUUUAAAACAGAUGAAUUGCAAACAGACAUGAAUGAAGACAGUAACGUGAUUUAACACAAAACAAAACAGCAUUUUCUCUUAAAUUAUUUUAAUUUCUUGUGUACACUUAAAGAAAAUUUACACACUCGUUUUUUUUUUGUUUGUUUGUUUUUUCAAAGAACCCAGGCAUGCGCGGUUGACCUCGGUACAGGCUCUUUAGAGAUAUCAUUCAUCAUUAUGAGUUUUCCAUAGGAAUUCUCCCAUAACAAUUUGUACAUGUUCCAUAGUUUGACUGUACACAGUCUGAAGCCACAGUUAACUAUGUAAGCAGUUCUUCUGUAUAUCUUUACAAUGUGCAAAAUCCUCCAGGAGACAGAAUAAACAGUGACACAACUGGGAGAAAAAAAAAAAAA